Messenger RNA from Gossypium arboreum, 611 nucleotides. Its product is annotated as DNA-directed RNA polymerases II, IV and V subunit 12-like. Bases 207 to 362 code for a protein of 51 amino acids. The transcript has 4 exons. Gene Ontology annotation, cellular component: RNA polymerase II, core complex; RNA polymerase III complex; RNA polymerase I complex. Gene Ontology annotation, biological process: DNA-templated transcription. NCBI's taxonomy places the organism in Eukaryota, Viridiplantae, Streptophyta, Magnoliopsida, Malvales, Malvaceae. The record is from RefSeq and is a predicted model, not a curated record. Gene Ontology annotation, molecular function: zinc ion binding; DNA-directed RNA polymerase activity; DNA binding.
CAAGAAACCAUAACAUUAAAUUGGUUAGAUUCAUUCCAUAAUUAAACAAUGCUCAACAAAUAGGGUUUCUAACUACCAGUUCUAUAUUCCCCUCAGUUGAAACACCCCUCUCCUCUCCUCUCCUCCACCGGCCACCAGCAUCAUCGACACACACUGCCAGCUCCCCAAACGGGUUCGUCAGGAAAAACUUGUUUGAGUGAGCAUCAAUGGAUCCACAACCUGAACCGGUUACCUAUAUCUGCGGAGACUGUGGGCAAGAGAACACAUUGAAGCAUGGAGAUGUGAUACAAUGCCGGGAGUGUGGUUAUCGCAUUCUUUACAAGAAGCGAACCCGAAGAAUUAUUCAGUACGAAGCUCGCUGAAAGUGGUGUUCGGAGAAGGGGAGGGUAUGAACAAGGAAUCUCAUAAUCAGUAGUUAUGCGUUUUGUAUAUGGUUGAUUAUAUUAAGUGUGGUUAGUGAGGAUUUGAAGUAACACUAAGUUCUGUCCAUGGAUGCUUUGCCUAGUAACUAAGUGAUGUCUUGAUUUAGAACAUCAAAAACGAAUUCAUACUUUUAAAAACUGUCUAUAUUAUUGUGACUACUUUUUAGUGAUUUCUGGUUAAAUGGUGAA